UGUCCACUAGAACCCUGCCUACUUUGGUCUUUGCCGAACGAAUCCCAAGAGCCCGGUUGACGCCUGCGCAACCCCUUCUGCAUCAGCAUCCACCAUGCCCAAGCUGACUUAUUACCAUAGCUAGGUAGUCUUAAAAAUGUCAAUCAAGGCUCGAAUAUGGAUUACGGGCUUCAUGAACAGCAUGCCUCAUAUAUCUUGAGCCAGAGCAGCCGAGAUGAAGACGAGACUGACUUGGAAGCUAGCUGGGUUAUGCUGUCCCGGUCUGGGGACAUAGAACCCCUGCCACACGAGAGCAUGCUAUUCAAGACUCGGGGCCGGGUAGCUCUUAACAUAACGACACCAAAUAACCCCCCUGGUGUUACCCCGUUCUCCAUCAAGAGCGAAAGUGGUACUGCCUACAUCACAAAUCAAAGGUUGAUAUACCUACCAGCUAACCCCACGGAACAAUUCAAAUCAUUCUCAACCAAGAUCCUCGGCUGUCAAGAUGGUCGGAUGCGCUCGUCCUGGGUCGGGCCUUGGUACUGGGAAGCUAGUGUGCGACCCGUUCCGGAUGGCAAUAUCCCCCCAGACUUUCCCAGAGUGAAUCUGAAGUUAACUUUCAAAGAUGGCGGCUUCAGCGAGUUUGAAACUAAGUUCGUCGAAAUAAAAGGGCGGCUUCACCACGCGGCACAAAUUGCAGAGGAAUCAGGCCAAAGAAAUUGGGCUCUCAAUGUCCAUGAUGAGCAGCUUCCGGAGUACACGGCAUCACAAGGCCCAGGUCCUUCGAGCCAAAAUCGACCAACUACCAUCCAGGAGACAAUUCAACGUGCCGAUAACACUAGUCAACAAACGGGGACAAGUCAAGGGAUGCCCGAUGAGCCGCCCCCUGAUUACGAUGAAGCUCAGGCGCAGGCUGUCAGCAUGCGCUUAGACGAACAGCUAAGGGAGGAGGCAGAAAGGCAGUGAGCCUGCUCUGGCUUUUCCAGGCAGACUCAGCCUGGAACGGUAUUCUUACAUCAGAAAGCUUGGCGGCUACACUGAUGAUCACAUGAACAUCAGUUAACUGUGCAUAUUUGAUCUGACAUUCUCAUCGUGUCCCUAUACUAGGGUUCACAUCCUGGAUGAAGGGUUAGAAUGGACAUCCCAUGAAAUUCCCAACAAUCAUACAGCAUGAUGACAUGGUGAUUGUAUUCAUAACAAAAUGCAGACGUCUAAGAAGCGUUACACGUCAUGAUACAUACCCAGCUAUGCUACAACUGUCACCACCUUCCUAGGAACAUGGUAGGUGUCUGUCCAAAAUUGGCAUAUGUACAUAGCAACACAUCGUAAUACCUGGGCCAGAGGAGGCAUGGCGGUCUGUACUCAAGUAAUGUAGGAACUAGAUUAGUAUGACGGCAGCCAAACCAAUCCAAUGAGAGGUUGCAUAGAUGAUUUUUUUUGAACCCCGAGUUAGCCGUGUAAUAAGGUAUCCAUUAAAUAGAUUAAAUAGAGAAUAGAGUCAGUCAAGCAGUUCGGAG
Molecule: messenger RNA, 1496 nt
Organism: Xylaria bambusicola
Lineage: Eukaryota; Fungi; Ascomycota; Sordariomycetes; Xylariales; Xylariaceae
Exons: 3
Coding region: 157-945 (262 amino acids)
Biological process (GO): positive regulation of DNA-templated transcription
Cellular component (GO): nucleus
Molecular function (GO): chromatin DNA binding; transcription coactivator activity
Source: RefSeq, a predicted model, not a curated record